Durio zibethinus is the source of this 1462-nucleotide messenger RNA. Its product is annotated as protein FMP32, mitochondrial-like. The record is from RefSeq and is a predicted model, not a curated record. Gene Ontology annotation, cellular component: mitochondrion. NCBI's taxonomy places the organism in Eukaryota, Viridiplantae, Streptophyta, Magnoliopsida, Malvales, Malvaceae.
CGUUUUUAAGGUGCCGUUUACGUAAAACUUGGUAGGCAAUAUUUUGCAUCCUGGAUGAAUGUUUGUUGUUUGGAUGGUCAAAAAAAGAAUGGAGGAAAAACAAUUAAAACAUCUAAAUAUAAUUCUUUUUUUUCCUUGUUUUCCACACCAACAAACAAUGUGUUAAAAACACGGACAAGAUGAGAACGUGAAAGCUGCCAAUACGUCUGGGGCAAGCGAAAACCAAAACCAAAACUGAAAAAGCACAUAACUAAGAUCAAACAAUCAAAAGCUUUUCAUAAUCCCAAAAAUAUUUCAACAAUAAAGCUUCCUUCUUAUUUCUCGACCAACCUUCGACAAUCCGCGUCUUUCGCCGCCUCCCAUUCCCGAAAAAAGAAAAUAAUAUUCCUUUCAACAGUGGCGAAUCUAUAAGUCUCUCUCUCUCUUUUGACCUUCUUUCUUUUUUUCUUGAUUUCGUUCUGUUCCUUUCUUUCGUUCUCUUCAUCCACAGAAAUCAACGAGUUUUGCUCCUUUUAUUUGUAGCCAAUUUGGAGUUUUUCUUUUUAUUUUUGUUCCGUUUCGAGCAGCGGAGUUUUUUUAGAUUCGAAGAAAAAUGAGCGCGUAUAAGCGCGUGGUUCAAUUAGGGUUUAAUGCGUGUUCGAGUUCCCUUGCGAAUAGGGUUGGACACCGGCAGAUUUCUCAACUCGUCAAAUCCAAUGGGAAGCGUGCGUUUCUCGUCGAUACAUUGGCUUUGGUUCGGAGUUUGGAAGCUCAAGGCGUGCCAUCAAAACAAGCGGAGGCAAUAACAGCAGCAAUCACCGAAGUAUUAAACGACAGCUUGGAGAAUGUAUCCCAUUCUUUUGUUUCGAAGGCAGAAAUGCAGAAGACUGAGAUGCUUCAAGAAGCUAAUUUGUCAAAAUUUAAGUCGGAAGUAAAAAGUUCCCAGGAGCAUCAUUUUUCUAUGCUGCAACGUGAAACUGAAAAACUACGGGGUGACAUAGAAAAAAUGCGAAGUGAACUAAGGUAUGAAAUUGACAAGGUCACUGCUGGGCAGCGUCUGGAUUUAAAUCUUGAAAGAGGGCGCAUACGUGAUGAACUGGCCAAUCAGAAUGCAGAAACUACCAACCUAACAAACAAGCUAGAUAGGGAAAUUCAUGCUUUAAGAGCCCAGUUGGAAGCUGCAAAAUACGACGUGAUUAAGUACUGCAUAGGUACCCUUGUCUCCAUAUCUGCUGUUGGGCUAGCUGUAGUCCGCAUCUUGAUGUAGCAUUACAUCUGUUUUCAGUAAUACCAACUUUUCUUACAUAAAUCUCAAAUUUCAUUCUUUUUCUGGCAACUGAAUUACUUGGUGAAAAAAGGGUGGGAAUUACUAUGUUAUUGUGAGAUUGUCUAAAUUGGCAAGGAAGGACAAAUCCCAGUUGGUCGGAACAAUUAUUAUUUCUUAGUGCUUCUUUUAGGAUGUUCAACUCUGUUUGUUUGGUAU